Messenger RNA from Erythranthe guttata (spotted monkey flower), 3432 nucleotides. Its product is annotated as C2 calcium/lipid-binding plant phosphoribosyltransferase family protein. Lineage: Eukaryota; Viridiplantae; Streptophyta; Magnoliopsida; Lamiales; Phrymaceae. The record is from RefSeq and is a predicted model, not a curated record.
AAUUUACCCUUAUUAUCUUAUUAACAAAAUAAAGCAAUACCAAGAAAUACUACUGUGAGUUUGGAGUGGCAUAAAAGGCAUCUCUUGCACAUUAAGUAAUGUAGCACCUUUUCACUUUAACCCUAAUUCCAAUUCACUCCUAUAACUCAUCUUUCUCUCUACCAAUUCAAAUCUCUCUUCUUCCUUCCAUUUUCAUCAACCCCAUUAAUUCUUAUAAUGUGAGCAUCGAUCCACCAUUUCUUGAUUGUAGUACGUUUAUUAUAUAUCUAUAUAUAUAUCAAUAUUGUAAUGGCUAUUGUUCGGAAGCUUGUAGUUGAGGUUGUUGACGCGCGGAAUCUUCUACCGAAAGACGGUUAUGGCACAUCGAGUCCCUACGCGAUUCUUGACUUCCACGGUCAACGGCGGAAGACCAGGACGGCGGUUCGUGACCUUAAUCCUACGUGGCACGAGACCUUGGAUUUCAACGCCGGGAAAACAUCGGAGGUGUUCGGUGACAUGCUUGAGAUCGAUGUUUUCCACGACAAAAACGUGGGGCCCACCACUAGGAACAAUUUUCUCGGCCGCGUGAAGCUGAAUUCCCGGCAGUUCGUCAAGAAAGGCGAGGAGGCCUUGAUAUAUUACCCAUUGGAGAAGAAGAGUUUCUUCACUUGGAUACAGGGCGAAAUCGGUCUAAAAAUUUACUUUUCCGAUGAGAUUGUGCCGCCUCCUCCUCCGGCGGAGGAGGUUAAACCUGAGCCAACACCACCCGCCGCCGUCGAACCUUCACCCCCAUCUUCCGAGUCAGCAGCGCCACCACCAGCUUCUGAUCCCCCCGCCGCUGAACCUAAAAAUAACGAAGCGGCUUCACCAGCUCCUCCGGCAGAUUCCGGCGAGAAGCCGAAUGAAGAACCACCGCCCGCGCCGCCUGCGCCGGCGGCUGAAGCAGUAGCACCACCCCCUAAGGAAAUUAAUCCAGCACCUGGAAAUGAAAAACAAGCUGACUCGGAUCAAGUGAUGAUGUCAUCAGUAUCUACAGUACCAGCUGAAGUCAAAGUCAACAGCAUCAGCGGGCCCCAGCCAAUCAGCCGUGUUUCGUCAGUGAGCAGUUUUUCACCGUCCGAUCAAUCCGACAGAUCGUCAAUCGAACGGUCCUCGUUCGAUCUAGUCGAGAAAAUGCAUUACCUCUUCGUCCGGGUGGUGAAGGCCCGACACCUCCCCACCGCCGGCAGCCCCGUCGUGGAGGUGGCCGUCUCCGGCCGCCACGUCACCUCAAAGCCAGCUCGGAAAACGGCGUUCUUCGACUGGGACCAAACAUUCGCCUUCAGCCGCGAUUCACCAGAUUCCUCCACCAUACUCGAAGUAUCCGUUUCGGAUCGGCCCAGUGGUCAGGGUUUCCUCGGCGGAAUCUGCUUCGACGUCGGCGAGAUCCCCCUGCGGGACCCGCCGGACAGCCCGCUGGCCCCACAGUGGUACCGCCUCGAAGGUGGUGGGGCCCACAGAGGUGACCUCAUGCUCGCCACGUGGAUAGGCACCCAGGCCGACGAAUCGUUUCCCGACGCCUGGAAGACCGACGAUGUAGGCAAUCCGAAUUCCAGAUCUAAGGUGUACCAAUCGCCUAAAUUGUGGUACCUCAGAUCGACGAUUAUAGAAGCGCAGGAUAUCUCCAUGAAAAUGCCCUUCCGAGAAUCGUGCUUUCAAGUCAAAACCCAACUAGGGUUCCAGGUUCAGAAAACGAAACCGGUUCUUACAGCCACCGGUUCGCCGUCCUGGAACGAGGAUCUCAUGUUCGUCGCGGCGGAGCCCUUCACGGAGCACAGCCUCGUAAUUUACCUGAUGGAAAACCGGCCACCGAAGGAGCAGGUCAUUUUGGGCGUCGCUACAGUGCCACUCGCGUCCAUAGAGCGGCGCGUGGACGACCGGAAUGUAGCGUCGAGAUGGUUCACUCUGGAGGAUCCGAAAGAAGAUAAGCGGGUCUACAAAGGUAGGGUCCACCUGAGGCUGUGCUUCGACGGUGGGUACCACGUGAUGGACGAGGGGGCCCACGUGUGCAGCGAUUACCGCCCCACCGCGAGGCAGCUCUGGAAACCGCCCGUCGGCACGGUCGAGCUCGGGAUCAUAGGGUGCAAGAAUUUAUUGCCGAUGAAGACAAUCAACGGCGGCAAAGGCUCCACCGACGCCUACGCGGUGGCGAAAUACGGCGACAAGUGGGUCCGCACUCGAGCAGUUUCCGAUAGUUUGAACCCGAGAUGGAACGAGCAGUACACGUGGCGGGUCUACGAUCCGUCCACGGUGUUGACCGUCGGAGUGUUUGAUAGUUGGGAAGUAUUCGAAUCGGACGGCUCUCAUAAGCCCGAUUUUCGAAUAGGAAAAGUGCGUAUUAGGAUAUCGACUUUGACUACCGGUAAAGUGUACAAAAGUGUGUUCCCGUUGAUCUUGUUGUCCCAAACCGGUUUGAAGAAAAUGGGUGAGAUUGAAUUGGCUGUUCGGUUCGCACGUGCGACCCCGACGCUCGAUUUCUUGCACGUGUAUUCGCAGCCCUUGUUGCCUAUGAUGCACCAUUUGAAGCCACUAGGGAUGGUUCAACAAGAGGCUCUGAGGGCGGUUGCCGUAAAGACGGUGGCGGCCCACCUGUCCCGGUCGGAGCCGCCGCUCCGCCGCGAGGUGGUGGCCCACAUGCUGGACGCGGACUCCCACGCGUUCAGCAUGCGCAAGGUCCGUGCCAACUGGAUGAGAAUAAUCAACGUUAUUUCAACCGUGAUCGACGUGUUCAAGUGGGCGGACGACACACGCUCCUGGAGGAACCCGACGGCCACAAUCCUCGCGCACGCCCUGCUGGCGACACUCGUGUGGGUCCCGGACCUGAUCGUCCCCACACUCGCGCUCUACGCGUUCGCUAUCGGAGCCUGGAACUACAGGCUCCGACCCCGGACCCCACUACCCCAUUUCGACACGAAAAUGUCUCUGGCGGAGUCCGUUGACCGUGAUGAACUGGACGAAGAGUUCGAUUCCAUGCCGUGCGCUGGGCCCAACGAGACGGUGCGGGCCCGGUACGAUAAGCUACGGGUUUUGGGGGCCCGUGUGCAGGCGGUGUUGGGGGAUUUCGCCACGCAAGGCGAGCGGAUGCAGGCGCUGGUGACGUGGCGGGACCCGCGUGCCACGGGGAUCUUUGUCGGUUUGUGCCUUGUGGUGGCUUUUGUGUUGUACUUGGUUCCGUCGAAGAUGGUGUCUGUGGCGUUGGGGUUCUAUUACUUGAGGCAUCCGAUAUUUAGGGAUCGGAUGCCGUCGCCGGCUCUCAACUUCUUCCGGAGGCUGCCUUCGCUUUCCGACAGAAUGAUGUAGCUCAAUAAUUAUGAAUGUUAUACAUAGUUAUAUACUUAUUAUUACAUAAAAUUUGUAUGCUCUUUAUUUAAGAAGCAAUGGUUUUAUAUAUAUGGAAAAAUUUCAAAGUGCCAA